This is a messenger RNA of Cladophialophora immunda, 3329 nucleotides long. RefSeq names its product S-adenosylmethionine synthase, variant. Gene Ontology annotation, molecular function: methionine adenosyltransferase activity; ATP binding. Lineage: Eukaryota; Fungi; Ascomycota; Eurotiomycetes; Chaetothyriales; Herpotrichiellaceae. The record is from RefSeq and is a predicted model, not a curated record. Gene Ontology annotation, cellular component: cytosol. Bases 1000 to 2175 code for a protein of 391 amino acids. The transcript has 4 exons. Gene Ontology annotation, biological process: S-adenosylmethionine biosynthetic process.
CUCGUUGUUGUGUUUUGGUUCUCUUUUCCUUCUUCCGUGUUGCUUCAUCAUCUCCGUCGUCACGUAUACGAGGGAAAAGGCCGCAAAAAUUAUAGACGACGAUAUUUCUGCCACCGCCUUUCAGCCUGUACGGGCCCUUGCAGUCGUCCAGUCGGAAACUUUUUCUCGGGACGAGUAAUAGGAUACCUAUCCACAUCGGGGACGAUUGCGCAAUUCUCCCUCCCCAAGUCCACUCGAACGCCGACGAGACGAGAGGCGAAUCAAAUCUCCCAAAGGCCUCGAGAGCCAGGAAAGAAAGCGUUGCUCACCGCCCGAGAAGAGAGAAAGGAUGCCGUCCCAGCAACAGCAGCAACCAGCGCAGAGGAGAAGGGGAAACAGAGUGCCGGCAUGGGGCCACCUGGGACUGUCGUUGGCUGUGUGCCUAGUGGGCUUUGUGCUGUACCUAGUGCCCCGAGAGCGACUAUUGGGACUGCCGGGGCUGCUGGGGCUGCAGCUGGAGCCCAUAGCCACGUCCAGGGACAUGAUUUCCAGGCCAAACUCUGCCGAUGCCGGUCAAGGUGGGUUGGUCCCUUGGCUUAACCUCUGGCUUGUGGGUGGAUUCCGUUUGGUGUGAUAACGACAUCGCCCUGCUGGAUUUUUUUUCUCCUCACCGUUUCUCCGUCUCAGGCUCGCCGGAAACGCAUCCAUCCCCCACUCCCAAGUUUUUCCCUUUUGCCUAUGAUUUAAUACUAGUCCUCCCUUCUACCAUUCCCUCGAUCUCAUCUCCUUAACCGACACUCUCACACUCUCUCCCUCGACCGGGCUACCCUUCCUCUUUGCUCCCCCAAGCACAUAUCCUCCCAAAAGCCAAAGGAAAAGGACUCGGCGUGCCGUCCUUUACUUAUCCUCCCUCCGCAUUCUUUCGAGACAAUCUGUCACUACACCCGCACACAAACGCACUCUCUUUCUCUGACCUUUGCCUAACCCCCGCUCUCUCCAGUCACGACGACUACCGCCACAAUGACCGGUCUUGCCAACGGAGUGUCCAAGGGCGACACCUUCCUCUUCACCUCCGAGUCUGUCGGUGAGGGUCAUCCUGACAAGAUUGCCGACCAAGUUUCAGAUGCGAUCCUCGAUGCCUGCCUCGCAGUCGACCCUCUGUCGAAGGUGGCUUGCGAGACUGCCACGAAGACUGGCAUGAUCAUGGUCUUUGGUGAGAUCACGAGCAAGGCCCACCUCGACUAUCAAAAGAUUGUCCGUAAUGCCAUCAAGGAGAUUGGAUACGACAGCUCAGACAAAGGAUUCGAUUACAAGACCUGCAACGUUCUCGUCGCCAUCGAAGAGCAAUCUCCCGACAUUGCCCAGGGUCUGCACUAUGACGAGGCACUAGAAAAGUUGGGUGCCGGUGACCAGGGCAUUAUGUUUGGCUAUGCCACCGACGAGACGCCUGAGCUCUUGCCGCUGACCAUUCAGCUCGCUCACAAACUCAACGCCGCCAUGACCAAUGCCCGCAAGUCUGGUGAACUUCCCUGGCUACGACCAGACACCAAGACUCAAGUCACGGUGGAAUAUGCUCAUGAUGGAGGUGCUGUCAAGCCCUUGAGAGUUGAUACUGUCGUCAUUUCGGCUCAACACUCUGAGGACAUCUCCACCGAAGACCUCCGAAAGGAGAUUCUGGAGAAGAUCAUCAAGAAAGUCAUCCCCGCCAAAUACCUCGACGACAAGACCAUCUACCAUAUCCAACCAUCCGGUCUCUUCAUUAUCGGCGGUCCCCAGGGCGACGCUGGCCUCACCGGCCGCAAGAUCAUCGUCGAUACCUACGGUGGCUGGGGAGCUCACGGUGGUGGUGCCUUUUCCGGCAAGGACUAUAGCAAAGUCGACCGCUCGGCCGCCUACCUCGCCCGCUGGAUCGCCAAAUCGCUCGUUGCCGCAGGUCUCGCCCGUCGUUGCUUGGUCCAACUCUCCUAUGCCAUUGGUGUUGCUGAGCCACUCUCCCUAUUUGUCGAGACCUACGGCACCAGCACCAAAUCCAGUGCUGAGCUUGUUGACAUUAUCCACAAGAACUUUGACCUCAGACCAGGUGUCAUCGUCAAGGAGCUCAACCUUACCAACCCCAUUUACUUCCGAACUGCCAAGAACGGUCAUUUCACCGACCAGACCUUUACCUGGGAACAGGCCAAGCCCCUGAAGUUCUAGAUUUCCUUGUUUGUUUUUCCGUGCCAACCACUGAAAAUCAUGGCAAGAAUCACGAAACAUCGGCGUUCCAUCUAAUCGCAUUGGGUUUUUCUGUUGGAGUAAAUAUCCACGGGAGAGAGCAGGUGUCACUUUUUUCUCCCGAGCUAGAGGGACGGCGAAGGAUUUUUUUCGAUUUCCUGGUUUUCAACAGACUCAGGGUCGAAAAUCUUCUUCGGCUGUCUUUGUUCUUUGACUACAUUUGAAGAGGAUGGCAAUUUCUGGGGCAAAACCGAUUGCCCCAAAUAGCCGGCUAUGUGGUGCUCACAGAAAGCGAAAGACUUGUCUGCUUUUCCUUUUCCUUGUCUCUUACCAAAAAAGAAUUCAUGACGGCGCGGGUUACGUCUUGACGAUAUUCAACAUGUUUCGAUGAUACCCCCUGCUGCGCGCAAGAAAGACUAUGUUUUGCGUUAUUGAUUUAUGUCUCUAAGGGCAUUUUGAUGAUGGGGAUUGGCGUUCAACUCGCUAAACGGGCACGGCUGCGGAUGAGGGUUAAGAUAGGAGGACAUUUAGCAUGCCCCCUGAUGAGUGAAAUGGUUUGGCUCGGACUGGCGAGGCUCGAGAUCGAGACCUUGGGCACGCGAUUACGCCUUUUCUUCCCAACAAGGAACCCUUUGUCGAAACUGGGCAGAAGAAUUUUACGGUUGGAGCAGCCAACGGCCUUGCUUUGAUCGAUGGAUGAAUACACGGCGGGAUCGAACCGAUCAAAGAAUGAGGUGGAAUUAUGGGCAUACUUGGGUUCGCCUCACUCAGUCAACCAGUCAGAUAUUAGGUCAAGUGCAGGAAAGCUCUCGAUAUCGAAAAGGGCAAAACAAAUGGCAGGCAUCAACUAACUGCCAGCAAACGGAAGAAGAAUCUUCAUUCCUUGCACUUUUGCCGCAACCUGCCAAAGAAGGACGAGCGAAGAAGCCGGCAGGAUCUUCUUUUGUUCAGCUGUCCCUUCUUCCCUUGCCUCCUUCUUCCCUCAACUCGUCCACGUCCUAACAACCCGUGUCUAAUAACCCUUCCCUCUCUCCUGCGUUCCCCGACUCGAAUAGCCACGAGCUGCUUUGGAGUUUUUGCUAGGUCCAUUUGCAUGACUUGUUGGGAGAAACUGCAUAUGUUCAGGUUUGGUUCAA